AUGUCCUCCUGGUUCACGUCAUGGAUCCCCCAGAUGCCAUCUAUAUCUCUGCCUGCCAGCAUUCAGUCGCGCUUCGUCUCCUUCGCCCUGAAGCGGACACUGGGACACUUAGUGAAGCCGGGCCAAUUAGAUGCGCAGCAGAUAGACUCUCAACUCGGUUCGGGCUUCAUUCAGAUUUCAAACUUGGAACUAGAUCAUGAUGCCAUAAACUCAAUGAUCGCCGGUGUACCCCUGCGAUUACACGAGGGCUCCAUAUCAUCCAUUACGGCACGAUUAUCAACAUUGAACCCAUUGUCGGCCAAUAUGCAUGCCAGCGUCAAAGCUAUCCACCUCACAUUCCAUCUGCUGCCAACGUCGGCCGGCCCCUCGAACAUGCCUACGAACCUGGCGGACUCCAUGACCUCCGUCGCACAAAGCUUCCUUCACGAAGAGUUGACACCUAACGAGGAGGCUACCCUCGCGAGCUCUAUACUUGCCAGCGGUCCGGGCUCUUCACAAAGGCACAUUCCCGGUGGCAUGGAGCCUCUACCACCUGACGAUCAGACCCACGAGGCUUUGGACGCCGAGAGUGUACCGAUGUUAUCAAACCUCAUCGAAUCGUUGCUUUCCCGUUUCCAGUUCGAAGCUGUCGAAACGAAGCUUAUUAUUGUGCACCCUGAACACGCGCGAUUUGUGAUUGACAUACCAGACAUUCGGUACCAUACCGAAUUCCGCGAUUCAUCGUCGUCGGCGGGGAGCGAAGGAGCCACAGGAGAUGCUCGGACCAUCACCGUGACCGGUCUUACCGUCAGGACUCGGUCCCUCCGUCCGUUAUCAUCACCCGUGGCACCAUCCCUUGGCACUCUUUCCCCGGCAUCACCUCGAUCUCCGCUCUCGCAACGCUAUUCAGAGCCGGUGACGCGCAGCCCGAGCUCCCAAUACGCCUCCGAUUCUUCGGAUAUAGAUGACGAUGCUGCCAUGGCAAUGUCACAAUCCAUUGUCGGGUUACCUCCUCGACCACCUUCCCCUUCAAUUUCCGCAAGCAGUAUGUAUCUGAGCGCUAUCGCGGAGUCUGCUACGGAGGAAUGCCCGGAAGUCUCCAGCCCAUCCAGUGACAGCCCUGUGGUUGAUCUAUCCCUUGAAGACCGCAGAGCGGAAGCCGCCUCGAUGAGAGGUUCGGCAGAUGAUCCACAACCUCGGAGCCCAGAGGCUGUGCAUGAAUCUUCAAACGACGAACCGAUCCUCUCGUUUGCCCUGGAACCUAUAGUCAUGCAACUGACCCGUCUAUUCGCAAUCACCCCCGCUCAACAGACCACUGUGCCACUGAGGGAACACCCAUCUCCUGCUAGUAUUCGCCCUCUUCGUGGAGUCUCGGAAGGCACUGCAAACCCGAGCACGUCGGACCGGUUGUCAGGAGCCAAGCUCCGCUUAUCCCUCGGGAUGGGGGUCAUUACAAGUGCUCUGCGAGCAAGGCAUGUAAGUGAUAUCAUGAAUGCUCUUGAAUUGGUCUCGUCGCAAACGAAAGCGACAACUGAGACGGGGGCAUCCAAUGCUCCUGGAGCAUCGACCGUACCAAGUGGAUUGGACGCAUCACUCCGUAUUCGUGGCGUCGUUCUACUUUUCUUGCCCCCUCCGCAAGAUCCGGGCUCCGAAGACGUCGACAGUAUCGAAGGGUUUUUCAGUAAACCUCUACUCCCCCCGCGUUGCCGCCAAGGUUACGUGCGCGCGCAUGUUGACACUGUCUCAGCUACACUCAGUACCACUACACCCCUACCACGGCGCAAGGGAUAUACGGACAAGCUUGCAGGCGGCUUCAAAUCUACGAUGACUGUGAAGGAUAUGUCCGUCUUUGCCUUCUGGAACGAAACGUCUGGUGGCUCAGAUGGACCAUACGCGUCCCCCGUCUUCAUCUCUGACCCCCAUUUACCUCACCAACUUACAUCCGAGCAUCAAUUUCCUGAUCGACCCCAGUAUUCUUCCCGUUUCACCGAUCUACCCUUUGCUAAGCGCCCGUACCCCGUUCAUCCCGGGUUACCGUCCUUCGCCAUUUCGGACUGGACAUCAAUGCGUACACGGUCCAUCAGGCUGUCGCAAUGGAGAAUGAAGCCACCACAACCAUCCCAGAAACUCCGGACCGGGAUAUCAGGGAUGGCAAACUCAACCCGAAACAUAUCUUUGUCGCCCGCGGACAACAUAGGUUCUCCGGAUGACUCGAGUGAUGUCGAUCACCCACCCAUUAUCACGAUGAAAGUGGUUCCAAGUGCACAGGAUGAGAACGAACACAGCGAGAUUCGAGCAGACCUCAAAUUUGCGUCGGUGCAUGCCUUCAUUGACAUGGAUCUCAUCCUGGGUUCCAAGAGCGGACUUCUUUCUUUCAUAGACGAAAUCCAGGACGCUCGCGAGAUUAUAAGUUCUGCGAAAUAUUCCCGGGACAACAUCGACGAGGACAACGAGGGCGAUGAGGAUAUCGAAGCUACAGAUAUUAAUCUGAUGGAGAACGCCCCCGUGACCCCUAGGCUGCGUCCUGUGGGGAUGCCGACUCAGGAAUGGGAGAGGCAAGAGGAGCGCAGGAGACUGGAACAACUGGUCAUCGACGAUCUCGAUCUUGCCUACGAUUACAGGCAACCAACGCGGGCGUCAACAUCAUCUACCCCCCCAGGUGGAGCGAAGGGUCCUCAUAACAUGAGCAGACCUAUCGCAGGCAAGUCCUCGAUCUGCGUUUCUCUGUCCUUGCCGGCUAUCCGAGUUGAAACACGAUGCCCACCACCUCUCGGACGCCCCUCCCGGUCUGGCGUUCUUUUGCUGGACUUGCAGAACUUGCGAGUCCAAGUGGGUGGCUUUCCAGACAAUCCACGUCGCCGAUCAGUGGCUAGGUUUGCAGAAACAUUGGAGAGUGCCGAUCGCUCCGCCGCUUUGGAGCAGGAUCUCGGAGAACGACAGGCGACUAUUCAGGUGCAACGCGUGGUUAUAAGUGCGGGGGGCUGGGGAGAGCGAACGGCGACUUCUGUGUUGUCCGUAGGGUGUCGUCCGAGUGCUAGCCCUGCGCAAGGAGGAGGGACGCCGACAGCAAAAACUGAUGCUCUUGGAGAGUUGGGACACCAGGGGCUUCAGUGUAUUAUAGGUCAACCUCGGCCGUCAUCAUCGAGCCUCGCUGGCCAAGGCGCAUAUGUGGUUGCCAUUGACUUGCCCUCGGCUUAUGCAUCUCUGGAUAAGUGCGCGAUAGAUGGGCUGCAAAUAUGGGCAGAUGACUUUGCGCAACUUGUAACUCGCGCAUUUGUCCCGCGUGGGGUUUCAGAACCGACCAGGAGUCAGGACACCAGUCUCAUAGGCAGCCGAUUCUUUGCGCGGACCAGGAAUCAGGGAAGCCGGAGCGCUAGUACAACCACAAGCCUUGACACAGAAGUACCCUCGAAGUCGCGCAAUGAGAUCAUCGUGAAAGUGAACCUCACAGAAGCCGCUCUUCGCCUCCUUGUUCACCGCGACGACCGCCACCUCGAUCCUCGACCAUUUGAUAUCUUUGCAUGGGAUAUUGACGCGCUGGUCGAGAUCCAGUCUGAGGGUAAUGAUCGAACAGUCGUGACCGUUGGUGCUGAAGAGAUGGGCAUCUACGACUGCCCCACCGACAGUUCGAUCGUGAACCUCCUCAGUAUCGUGCCUCAUGACACAUUGAGUGGCACGACGAAACCUUUCUUGAAGCUUCGAUUCUCAUCUUUCACGGUCCCAAACACAACUGCCAAGGAAUCCACGCUCAAGGUCACAUUGUUCGGACCCCUACUCAACGUCUUCCCGGAUUUCCACUGGGCUGAAGACUUAGGGAAAUUCUUCAAAGCACCUCCUGGAACCUUCGAAUCCGUAGUUCCAAGCGAGAAAACAAGGAUUUCGGUCAAGACAUGCAAUACUCACGUUAGAGCUUUCGCGCGUACGAAACCCAGUUCCAUGGUCUUCCAUGUCGGCGAAGUGGACCUGCUGACCGACAUCAUCGGCGACUCACCUGAGACUUCGUUCAAGAUCACCCUUCCAAACCUCACUGUCCUCCUUGUUGACGACCAUGACUCCGGUACUGAGACCGCUCAGGCACCCUCCGCCGUGAAUGUGGGUCUGGCUGCAUGGAAGGCCAUAGGCUACGCCACCCUUGCCGAGCUGAAAGACAUUGAUUUUCAAUUUAGUCAAGAGAGAAGAUCCGCAUCUUCUAAUAUACAGGUUUGGUUGGAGAACAUGAACCUACGGAUGUACCUUUGCGCGGACACCGCUACUGCACUUAGCUCAUUCAUAGGGGAUCUCUCUCCAUCUGACGAAUUUGCCGAAAAAUUACCACGCCCCAAAACCAGGGAAGCGCCUGCUAUACUUUCCGAGAAUGCUCAAGCCAACGCCAGCUUAAUCGUUGAUUUCGACGAAGAUGCGUUCAAGAGACGGGUCCCGGAUGCAUGGUCCGCUCCAGAUAUGAUCGAGGACGACCUCCCACGUAACCAAGACUAUCUUGAUGACUCCUUCAGCGCAACCGCAGGCUUGAAAGACUGGAGUGACGAUGAACUCGGCGCCUCUGAUACCGAUCGUUCGACUACUCAACACGGCCUGGUUGCAGAUGUUGGUGGCGAAACGAUAAGAUUAAUUGGUGGGACAGGGAUGCACAUUAUCGAGCACUAUUUCGAUUGCCUGCCAUCGGAAUCGGCGCGGGUUGGACCGGCUGACGAGACAUUGCUGAGAGUGCGAGUUAAAGGCUGCAGCGCUGUUGUUUUCCUUCACGAUGGAUACGAUUGGGCUAGAACACGCAAAACAAUCGAGGAGGAAAUCAAAGCCAUGAAACGUAGGCUGGCCAAGAUUCGCCAGCUCCUGGCUUCAGGUCAAACAUACGACCCUAAUAUGGAGGGCGUCAGCACUUUGCUAUUCAACUCAGUAUAUGUUGGCUUGGAGCAGGACGCCGAGGAGUUGGAACCUGGAGCACUCAUCGCUGCCAUCGACGAGAAGUUGAACGACGACUUCGAUACGGCAAGCCAAGACUCGUGGCAGUCAUUGAAGCCGCAUAUCCCUACGAAGCCCGGGACGUCCGACCUCAAACCUCAUUCACGAAGGCUUAAACGUUCGAAGGGCCCUAGCAUCGAGUUUCGCUUACUUGGCGUCGACGCAGAGUUCGAUCGCUACCUACCCGACAGGGAACAGGUUUCUCGUACCUUGGUCACCAUUCGAGACGCGGAAAUCUUGGAUCAUAUCAAGUCUUCGACAUGGAGGAAGUUCUUGACCGAAUUGCAUACGGAUGCUCGGGGCAAUGUGCGGGAAACGGGCUCGAACAUGGUCCGGGUGGAGCUGCGCACAGUUCAUCCCACCAGCGGGCACCAUGCACAGGAAGCCAGGUUACGGGCGAAAGUACUUCCACUUCGACUUCACGUGGACCAAGACGCGCUUGACUUCUUGAAGACCUUCUUCAGCUUCAAAGAUCCAUACGCUAGCCCGGGGACCGAUGAACCAGGGGAAGAGACAUUUUUCCAACACGUUGAGGUAUUUCCGGUGGAUAUCAAGCUAGAUUACAAACCUCGCAGAGUGGACUACAGGGCGCUUCGAGAGGGGAGGACGAUCGAGUUGAUGAAUUUCUUCCACUUCGACGGUGCGGAGAUGACUCUUCGGCACAUUACUUUAUCGGGAGUCAGCGGAUGGGCCCGACUGGGCGACUUGUUGAACGAUCUCUGGACACCGGAUGUCAAGGCCACGCAACUCGUGGAUGUGAUCUCCGGCGUCGCGCCCAUCCGCUCCGUCGUGAACGUUGGCUCCGGCGUUGCGGACCUCGUUCUUCUGCCUAUAGCGCAGUACAGAAAAGAUGGUAGGAUUCUUCGAGGCAUGCAAAAGGGCACGACUGCGUUCAUGAAAUCUGCUGGGAUGGAGGCUCUCAGGCUUGGUGCGCGACUGGCAACGGGGACGCAAGUCAUCCUUGAACAGGCGGAGACUGUACUUGGAGGAGGCAGUAAUACUGUUACUGCCGAGACGUUGCACGUAGCUCCAGUGUCCGGCAACGACUUUAUGGAGAUCGGGCAGGACCCAAGCGUCGAUAUCGACGAGAGUCAGGAGUUGAUCAGUAGAUAUGCCGAGCAACCUAUGGACGUCAAGGAAGGCAUUCAGUCCGCAUACAGGAGCCUGAAGAGAAACGUUAACUCCGCUGCCCAAACCAUCCUUGCAGUUCCCAUGGAAGUCUACGAACGCUCGGGAAGCGAGGGCCCAGUACGAUCCGUGGUUCGUGCGGUGCCUAUCGCCGUAUUGAAACCUAUGAUUGGGGCGAGCGAAGCUGUCAGCAAGACAUUGUUGGGUUUGCACAACACCUUCGACCCUAAUGUCAAGCAAGAAAACCAGGCGAAGUACAAACAGCGAUGAAGACCUUGGUUAUGAACCUGUGCGUGACUCGAACACAUGCAUAUGCGGAUAAUGUAGGGAUACACCUCAACACCUGUAUUGAUAAAUAGCUGUACAAUAUUUCGCAGAAAUCAUAUCAGAAGUGGGACUGUAAAAGCAGAAGUGAUACACCGGUGGAUGGUUCCAUAACACAAGCACAUGAGACUCAAUCCAUAUCCAUGCCCAUGGAUCGUCCAUCCCCGGGAACCAACGCAGACCUCGACUUCGUCUGCACCCGAAUUUUCUCGACCACCAUGCUUGUCUCCUCCGUCUCCAUGGCGGUAGGUUCGAGCAGUGAGACAUCCGCUGCACGCUUGUUCGCUGUUUUCCGGCGGUGGGUCUUGAGCUUCUCCCGUGCUGCGGCCAUCCUGUGUUUCCAGAAAGCAUGUUCUCUCCUCUGCUUUAUUUCCGCCACACGCUUCAUCGCCUUGAUGGUGGUCUGCACAAGCUCCCGAUCGUAGCGUACCGGGAUGUUACGGCGCUUCUCGAAUUCAAUCGUAGAGUCGAUAGUCAUCUCCUUGCCAGCUGCCUUCCUGAAUGCUUUCGUCCAUCGCACUUUGCGAGGGUUGCGCUUCAUUUUGAAGUUCUUGUGGCACUUGGAUGUGCAGAAACGAAACACUUUCGCAUCGUUCCUGACAAAUGCACUACCAUGACCAGGAUAUACGCUCUUGGAGCAGAAGUAGCACUUUUCG
Molecule: messenger RNA, 7046 nt
Organism: Punctularia strigosozonata HHB-11173 SS5
Lineage: Eukaryota; Fungi; Basidiomycota; Agaricomycetes; Corticiales; Punctulariaceae
Exons: 21
Coding region: 1-6336 (2111 amino acids)
Biological process (GO): reticulophagy; piecemeal microautophagy of the nucleus; autophagosome assembly
Cellular component (GO): phagophore assembly site; extrinsic component of membrane
Molecular function (GO): phosphatidylinositol-3-phosphate binding
Source: RefSeq, a predicted model, not a curated record